AUGCCAGGCGUUUUUCUAGAGGAUUAUCAGAAGAAUUUCUUGGAUUUGGCCAUCGAGUCUCAUGCGUUGUGUUUCGGUGACUACACUUUGAAGUCGGGUAGGAAGUCGCCAUAUUUUUUUAAUUUGGCUUUAUUUAACACUGGGAAAUUAUUGAGCAAUUUGGCGACCGCUUACGCAAUUGCGAUAAUUCAGUCGGAUUUGAGGUUUGAUGUAAUCUUUGGUCCUGCCUACAAAGGUAUCCCAUUAGCCGCAAUUGUUUGCGCUAAGUUAGCGGAAAUUGGCGGAACCAAGUUUGAACACAUCCAGUACGCAUUUAACCGGAAAGAAGCGAAGGAUCACGGUGAGGGAGGAACUAUUGUUGGCGCAGAUUUAAAGGACCAAAGAGUGCUCAUAAUUGACGAUGUCAUGACCGUCGGUACUGCAAUUAACGAGAGCGUUGAUAUCAUCACCCAUGCUUCAGGCAGAGUUGUCGGUACCAUCAUGGCUUUGGAUAGACAAGAGGUUGUUGAUAAAGAUUGUCAUGACGGUCUCAGUGCAACACAAGCCGUAAGUAAGAGGUAUGGUAUCCCUGUCUUAAGCAUCGUUUCGUUGUCCGAGAUCAUUCUGUACUUAGACGGCAGGAUUUCUCCUGCUGACAAGAGAAGAAUGGAUGAAUAUCGUCAGAAUUAUGGGGCCUGA
Molecule: messenger RNA, 678 nt
Organism: Eremothecium sinecaudum
Lineage: Eukaryota; Fungi; Ascomycota; Saccharomycetes; Saccharomycetales; Saccharomycetaceae
Product: HGR076Cp
Exons: 1
Coding region: 1-678 (225 amino acids)
Biological process (GO): pyrimidine ribonucleoside biosynthetic process; 'de novo' pyrimidine nucleobase biosynthetic process; pyrimidine nucleotide biosynthetic process
Cellular component (GO): cytoplasm
Molecular function (GO): orotate phosphoribosyltransferase activity
Source: RefSeq, a predicted model, not a curated record